GCGGGGGGAGUGACGCGCUUCCGGCGGCGGCAGCAUGGCGGCGGCCGAGAAGGAGGCGGCGGCGGAGGUUCCAGCGUCCGCACCCACGGCGUCGUUCCUGGCCUUGGAGCCGCGGCUGCAGCGCGAGUUCCAGCAGAAGGUGCAGCGGGUCCGCAACAAACGGGCGGCCAAGGAGGAGCUGACGCCGGGCGUGGUGUACGUGGGGCACCUCCCGCGGGGUGUCUGCGAGCCGCAGAUGCACGAGUACUUCGGGCAGUUCGGGACGGUGACGCGGCUCCGGCUCUCCAGGAGUAAGAAGACUGGAGCCAGCAAAGGCUACGGAUUUAUAGAGUUUGAGUCCGAUGAUGUGGCUAAGAUCGUUGCGGACACAAUGAACAACUAUCUGUUUUCUGAAAGACUGCUGAAGUGUCAGUUCAUAUCUCCAGAAAGGGUCCACGAAAACCUCUUCAAAAACUGUGACAAAAGGUUUCUGAAGCCCUCUCAGCCAGCGGUCCGGCGGUACAACCGGGUACGCUCCCUCCUCCAGAAGGCAAAGAUGACGAAGCGACUGCUGCGAAAGGAGAAGCUCUUACGGAAGAGGCUGGCUGAAAAGGGGCUCAACUACGACUUCCCAGGAUUUGCUGCACAGGAGCUUUCCAUAAAGAGAAAAAAUGUUAACACAUCCAAGAAACCAGAACUGAAUGUUUCUUUGAGCAGCCAGGAUCCUACUCCGGUCUGUACUCCAACAGUGCUCGAGCGCCGAAAGGCUUCCCAGGCGGAUGAUGAUGCAGAGGACAAUGAAAUAACUCUCAGACUGCCCCCUGCCAGUGUCAAGAAUGCUGUGCAGAGACCAAAGAAGCAGCCAAGAGAAAAACCAAAUCUGAAGAAACAGAAAUAGACGUAAAAAGUUGGUGGCUGUAGCCAUGUUUUUUGUCAACUCAAAAACUGUUGAGGUGGAGCCUCUAGUUGUUCCACUGCCCUGGCUCAGUUCAUCUUGGCUAGACUGUUUCAGUCUUUCUUAGGCAAGGAAUCUAUUCCUAAAUCCUCCCCCUCCUCUUUAGCCAUCAGAGGACCUACGGUCUUCUAUGCCUUUGAAGAUAUUCUUGGCUUUGUGCACACCAGUGCCCAUGACACUGGUGCACACCUGUGACACGCCUAGAGCUGUGCCAGAACCUUCAGUUAAUUCUGUAACUUGUCUCUAGCGCUCGCUGUUUUGAGAGACAGUGUGAGGCUGUCCAUUCAGAAGUUGCUGAUGUGGGCUGUAUAUUACCUUUAUAAUUAAUGAUGGGUUAUAAAAAAAAAAUAAUAAUAAUUUUUCAACUGUG
Molecule: messenger RNA, 1304 nt
Organism: Calidris pugnax (ruff)
Lineage: Eukaryota; Metazoa; Chordata; Aves; Charadriiformes; Scolopacidae
Gene: NIFK
Product: nucleolar protein interacting with the FHA domain of MKI67
Exons: 6
Coding region: 35-877 (280 amino acids)
Biological process (GO): maturation of LSU-rRNA from tricistronic rRNA transcript (SSU-rRNA, 5.8S rRNA, LSU-rRNA)
Cellular component (GO): nucleolus
Molecular function (GO): RNA binding
Source: RefSeq, a predicted model, not a curated record